AUGUCGUCUCAAACACCAGAAAUUAUCGCUGCUAUUAAUGCAGUUCGACUUGAAGCAUUUGGAAGCAAUGAAGUUGAACGUCUACAGGUUCGCGCUGCGGCGCGUCGGUUGCUUGCUCGGGUGGAAACACCAUAUGAGCGGGCUCGGGGUUUCUCCUUGGAGCACCCCUUGGUCUUUGCCGCGCUGCAGACAUGCAUUGACCUGGGCAUUUGGAAGUCCUGGACUGGUGCUGGAGGGGGUGAGAAGUCUAUUCAUGAGCUGGUUCAGUUAGCCACAGCCAGUGUCGAUACAAACCUGCUGCGUCGGCUCUUUCGCUUGCUAGCGGCUUUCAACGUGGUUGAGGAGAGCGCGGAAGACAGCUUUAAACCGACUGAGUUUUCUUUUGCGAUCGGCGACGAGAGUACUAAAGUCCGCGCCUCGCUUCAAGCAGCGGCAAAUCAAUACAUUGCCGCUGCCCGGAAUUUGCCUGCAUAUCUCGCCAAGAUCGGGUACAUGGAGCCCACAAAUGCCAAUGAGAACAACUACACGGAUAUUGACCCGGACGGCCUCACCUGCUUUGCCCGGCUGCAGAACAGUUCCUCCUACUUAGAAACUUUCAUCGACCACAUGGAAGCCGCUACGGCUCGAAAGACACCGUGGACGAAGGUUUACGACACUGCCAAGCUGCUAGAGGGUACCAAGCUGGAGGACGGCUCACCGUUCGUCGUUGAUCUCGGUGGUAAUACAGGGACGGACAUUUCCCACGUUCUUGUGAGGCAUCCCGACCUCCCUCAGGGGUCGCUAAUCUUGCAGGACCUGCCAGAAAUCAUUUCAGGUCUGAAGGUUGAUAGCAAGAUUACAGCCAUGGCUCAUGACUUCUUCCUACCCCAGCCUGUGAAAGGGCUCGCUAUUAAUGCCAGAUCUACAGGAAGUCGUGCUUACUUUCUGCAUGCGGUUCUUCAUGAUUGGCCCGAUGACAAGGCCAUGCAACUGCUAGUGAACACGAGACAUGCCAUGGUCAAGGGCUACUCCAAGCUCUUCAUCUACGAUAUGGUCAUUCUGCCAACAGGGGCGAGUAUCAGCCAAGCCACAUUGGAUGUGGAAAUGAUGGCUUUACUGUCUUCAUCCGAGCGCACUCAGAGCGCGUGGGAGAAGCUUUUGGCAGAUUCUGGAUUCCGGAUCAUCAAAUUUUGGCCCGAUCCUCAGCGGUACGAGAUGUUAAUCGAAGCCGAGGUCGCGUAG
Molecule: messenger RNA, 1221 nt
Organism: Aspergillus alliaceus
Lineage: Eukaryota; Fungi; Ascomycota; Eurotiomycetes; Eurotiales; Aspergillaceae
Product: S-adenosyl-L-methionine-dependent methyltransferase
Exons: 4
Coding region: 1-1221 (406 amino acids)
Molecular function (GO): O-methyltransferase activity
Source: RefSeq, a predicted model, not a curated record